AUGCAGCCAGUCCUCAAGAGGACGGCAUUGUCCCAGCUGGAGGGGGCCGAAGGCACAGUCAGUCGCCUGUUGGCUGACAUCCGUACCCUGGUAGAAGCGGGCCAGCUCCAGCAACAGCCUCUAGAUUCAAGACGAGUGUACAGUGGGGCCAACUAUUCGACCAAAGGGUACUGGCCCGUGCCCUUCAACUCCUCCUUCAGAAAGCCGGUGAUGUGGAGCGGAACCCUGGACCGUCACAUCUCUGGCUGGACCGCGCCCAGAGGGAGUCGAUUCGUGAUGGCCACCAAGAGUGGGUCUGCUGUGCUGGCCGAGAGGAGGAAGAUGGCCGACCAUUAUCGGUCAACACAACCUUCCCAAAAUGGCACUGUCAAAAAAAAAAAAGUGGACACGGAGUGCAGGGUUUUCCAGGAAAAAUGGACUGAGAAUUAUUUAUUCACAGAAGUGAAGACAAAACCAGUGUGCUUGGUUUGUAAUCAGCAAGUUGCAGUGUUCAAAGAAUUUAAUAUUCGGCGCCACUACGAGACUCAUCAUAAAGACAAGUAUGACCACUUGAAAGGACAAAUAAGAAAAGACGAGAUAAACAAAUUGGUCGCUGGUCUGAAGAAACAGCAGUCUGCUUUUACGUGCAGCCGCGAUAUCGCUGAUGGGGCUGUAAGAGCCAGCUACAUUAUUGCCAACGAGCUGGUGCAGGCAUCCAAGCCAUUUGCUGAUGGGGAGUUUGUAAAAACAUGCAUGCUGAAGGCUGCAGAAGUCGUGUGCCCUGAAAAGAGACCUGCCUUUGCCAAUAUUAGUCUAACGAGGAACACUGUCGCAGAUCGGGUGACAGAACUCUCAAGUGACUUGAGCAGCCAAUUGAAAGAGAAAAUCAAAUCAUUUAUCGCAUUUUCAAUUGCAAUAGAUGAGAGCACCGAUGUCACAGAUAUUGCUCAACUGGCCAUAUUCAUUAGAGGUGUUGAUGAAACUUUGACCAUCACCGAGGAGCUGCUUGAAUUGGUGCCCAUUAAUGACACCACAACAGCAGAGGACAUUUUCAGCGCUCUCGUUGGAGCGCUGGACAAGGUGGAGGCGGACUGGUCCCGUGCUGUGAGCCUGGCGACCGACGGUGCGCCAUCAAUGGUGGGGAGAAAGGCAGGCGUUGCCACAAAAUUCCGUGACAAAGUACAGACCGCAAAUGGAGGACAGGAGUUUUGGGCAUUUCACUGUAUUUUGCACCAGGAGGCGUUAUGUUGCAAAACACUGCAAAUGGACCAUGUUAUGAGCGUGGUUGUGAAAACUGUCAAUUUCAUCAGAGCUCGCGGUCUAAAUCACCGCCAGUUUGACUCAUUUCUCAGUGAUCAUGACAUUCGUGCUGGCCUACCAUACCACACUGACGUGCGCUGGUUAAGCAGAGGUGCAGUACUCAAGCGCUUCUUUGAGCUACGAGGCGAAAUUGUGGGAGACGCAGCUAUCCAGCGGUGACACCACGCACUUCUCAUGUCUCACAGCUGUGCGUCCGAAGGCACCGGAUCGUCCCGAUUUGGAUAAAUAUAAAGACAACAUAACAGAUUUGCUGUGAGAGUUUGAGCGGAGGUUUCAGGUUUUCAGUGAACUUGAGAACAAGUUCGGCUUUUUUUCGCUCGCCAUUUACAGUGAAGCCUUCUGAUGUGCCAGCGGACAUUCAGCUCGAGCUUAUUGACUUGCAGUGCGAUUCCGCUAUGAAGGAUAAAUUUGGGUCCGUGGGAUUGGAUACGUUUUAUCAGUAUCUUGUGCCAGGUUACCCCAAAUUAACAGCCAUGACUGCAAAGGUUCUCUCCAUGUUUGGGACUACUUAUCUUUGUGAACAGGUGUUCUCCGUGAUGAACAAUAAUAAAACAAAGCAGCGCUCAAGGUUGACAAAUGAACACUUGAAUGACAUUGUUAAAUGUGCUGCUACUCAGGAUUUGACACCUGAUAUCGACGCACUUGUAAAGGCAAAAAGAUGCCAAGUUUCAGGAGCCAGCAGCAGCAAGUAGACUGCAGGAGUGCAGUGAGAGAGAGAAAAAAAGUGUGAUGACACGACAUUUGUUUGCACUCAUGAAUACAGAUCAUUAAAAAUAAGAUUAAUCUGGUUUCAUAUUAAAGACAAUUAAUAUUGUGCAGUAUAUUCUCAGCUUCAGUAGGCCCAGCCCAGUAGUUUGAGCUGAUGUAGUCUAAUCUUAUUGCCCAUGCACUGCUAAAACUUUUAUUUUGUAUUUUUAUUUAUUAUUAUUUCAAAGCAGUAUGACAAUUAAGGCAAAACAUUUUUUUUCAUAGCUCCCACUUGAGUUUGUUUAGUGUGGUGAGUUGGUUCAGGUGUAAAACUGCAUUCACUCAACUGUUAAAAUAAACCAGUUGUUAACACAUUCAAUGCCAAA
Molecule: messenger RNA, 2372 nt
Organism: Syngnathus acus (greater pipefish)
Lineage: Eukaryota; Metazoa; Chordata; Actinopteri; Syngnathiformes; Syngnathidae
Product: general transcription factor II-I repeat domain-containing protein 2A-like
Exons: 5
Coding region: 1-1458 (485 amino acids)
Source: RefSeq, a predicted model, not a curated record